Molecule: messenger RNA, 549 nt
Organism: Penicillium waksmanii
Lineage: Eukaryota; Fungi; Ascomycota; Eurotiomycetes; Eurotiales; Aspergillaceae
Exons: 3
Coding region: 1-549 (182 amino acids)
Source: RefSeq, a predicted model, not a curated record
AUGAAGCUGAACAUCCUCGCCCUCUCUGCUCUGCUGGCCCUCGCUGCCGCUGAGACAACCACCACCGCAGCUGAGACUACCACAACCUUGACUCCGGAGGCCCAGUGCGCGAAGAGCUGUGCCGCUAAGGACAUCUGCUGUACCGCCAAGUGCUACAAGGUUCCCUGCCCCGACAAGACCCAGGUCAACGACACCAACAGCUGUGUCGCCGCCUGCCCUCAGGGUACCGGCACUGCUGCCGAUACCAAGAAGUACACCGACUGCCAGCAGGCCUGCUUCAGCUCCCACUACUUCCCCAUUGACGGCACCUCUGCCACUGACUCCUCCGGCUCUGGAACCACUGCCUCUGGCAGCUCGGCCACCGAGACUGGCUCUAGCUCCUCCAGCACCGAGACUGGUUCCAAUGCUUCCGGCACCGCUAGCGGCUCCGCCAGUGGCACCACCGAGACUGGCUCUGCCCACACUAGCAACGCCGCCAACGCCAAUGUCAAGCUAGGCGCCUCCAGCGCCGGCCUCUUCGGCCUUGUCCUCGCUGCCUUCGCUCUCUAA